Molecule: messenger RNA, 1944 nt
Organism: Phascolarctos cinereus (koala)
Lineage: Eukaryota; Metazoa; Chordata; Mammalia; Diprotodontia; Phascolarctidae
Gene: DLX6
Product: distal-less homeobox 6
Biological process (GO): embryo development; regulation of transcription by RNA polymerase II; cell differentiation
Molecular function (GO): RNA polymerase II cis-regulatory region sequence-specific DNA binding; DNA-binding transcription factor activity, RNA polymerase II-specific
Source: RefSeq, a predicted model, not a curated record
GCCGGGCCCAGGCCGAGGCGGCCGCUGCCGGGGAGGACAGCGCUCCCUCCGGCCGCCAAAGUUUUCAUGAUGACCAUGACCGCGAUGGCUGAUGGCUUGGACGCCCAGGACUCGUCCAAAUCUGCCUUCAUGGAGUUCGGGCAGCAGCAGCAGCAGCAGCAGCCCCCGCCGCCGCAGGCACCCCCGCAGGCGCCCCCACCGCCGCAGCCGCAGCCCCCGCCGCCGCCGCCGCCGCCUCCCCCUGUGCCCGGGCAGCCGCACUCGGCCGCGCAGCAGCCGCCGAACUCGCCGGCCAUGGCGGGCGCCCACUACCCGCUGCACUGCCUCCAUUCCGCGGCGGCUGCGGCAGCGGCGGCUGCGGCGGCCGCGGGCUCCCACCACCACCAUCACCACCAUCACCAUCAUCAACACCACGGCGCGCCCUACUCCUCGGCGGCUGGCGGCGGCGGCGGGGGCGGCGGGGGCGGCGGAGGCGCCUACAGCCACCGCUCACUGGCCGCCGCCUACCCCUAUAUGAGCCACUCGCAACACAGCCCCUACCUCCAGGCCUACCAUAACAGCGGCUCGGCCGGCCCGACGCGGCCCGACGACCCAGAUCAACAGAAAACCACGGUCAUUGAAAACGGGGAGAUCCGGUUCAACGGCAAAGGGAAGAAAAUUCGGAAGCCUCGGACCAUUUACUCGAGUCUGCAGCUGCAGGCUCUGAACCACCGCUUCCAGCAGACCCAGUACCUGGCGCUGCCCGAGCGAGCUGAACUCGCAGCUUCCCUGGGCCUGACUCAAACCCAGGUGAAGAUCUGGUUUCAGAACAAACGCUCCAAGUUCAAGAAGUUGCUAAAACAGGGCAGCAAUCCUCACGAGAGCGAGCCCCUGGCGGGUUCAGCGGCUCUGUCUCCGCGCUCGCCGGCCCUGCCUCCCGUGUGGGACGUUUCUGCUUCAGCCAAGGGAGUCAAUAUGCCCCCCAGCAGCUACAUGCCGGGCUACUCUCCCUGGUACUCUUCUCCACACCAAGACACGAUGCAGAGACCGCAGAUGAUGUGACCCCGAGGCGCUCGCCUUGAGCUGGCAAAGGAGCCAUCCUCGCCAGGGCCGGGAAGCUCCCUGCCCUGGGUCCCCAAACCAAGCGGUGCCAGGCAAGCGGGGCCAGGAGGGGACCAGGAGGCCGGUUGGGUUUUCUGCUUUGCUUUUCUCCCUCCCUCCCCCCGUCUCCCCUACAGAACAGCCUAGCUGCAGUGGCUGGAGCUUUGGGGAGAGCUCCAGCUCUCCACACUUCUCCAUGAGGAUUCUCGGUUCCCAGGGACUCCCACGUGGUCAGUUUGGGGCAGCCCGAUGGGGCCUGCCGGCAGAAUCUUGUUCCAGACUUUCUAGCCCAUUGGAGAGAGCGCCUUUCUCUACCACGCCCAGGCUUUCACUGGUUUCGGGAGUUUAGAAACCGACCCCAGAUGAAUGAGGAGAAAGAAGCUGCUUACACUCCUCCUGCGGGUGGAUUUUGCCAAUCCCGGACAGGCGACAGCAACUUCCCUCUCCCCGCCCUCCUCCCCCCUAUCCCUGCCUGGAGGGAGAUGCUUUGAGCCUGUCGGUCCCAUUGGAGGGGGCCGGUGAGGGGGAAGCUGCAUGUUGUGCUCCAAGUGGGCUGAGCAGGAACACGGACAGACAGAGCCCACUGUCCAUCCUCAGCCCCUGCUUCCCUGGUCCCCGUCCCCUGCCACCUUCUCCAAGCCCUGAACUCGGGAGGAAAGACAGAGGACAGCGCACCAACACCUCCUGCCGACCCAUGACUUGGCAAGGCUCAGUCAGUAAAGUGGCUGCCGACGACCCCUAUUUACGGAGCAGCUCGUUGGACGCUUAGAACGAGAAACUUUCUGUUUAUAUUGUUGAAUUUUAGCUGUACAGAGACUUUGUAUGUUUUUGUCUUCUUUCAUAUAUGGAGUAAAAGCCACAAAA